Molecule: messenger RNA, 384 nt
Organism: Effrenium voratum
Lineage: Eukaryota; Dinophyceae; Suessiales; Symbiodiniaceae
Source: the annotation of a GenBank genome assembly
AUGCUGGGAUGGCUAAAGCUUCUUGCGGUGGAGGCGCGGGAGAUAGUGAACACCAUCACUGGCUCCAACAAUGAGUGGUGGAAAGCCCUCCUCUUCGAGUACGUGGCGUUUUGGAACAUCAUCGACUGGCUCUCGAUGGCUUGCUCCUUCGCCGUGGUGGGGACGUACAUCCGCGUGCAAAUGGAGGCCGGCGCGGCCUCGGAGGUGCUGACCGCCGCCCAGAACGGCACCAGCGCGCAGGACGCGCAGGCGGCCUUCGAGGCGGCGGAGAAAGCUUCAUCGACGCCAGCGCGGACUUCAGCCUUGCGCUGCUCUUCUUCCCCAUGCUGGUCAUGCUUCGGCUCUUCAAGUCCUUCCACGCGCAGCCACGCUUGGCGAUUGUGA